AUGUCUGAAACACACGGACAGGCCUUCCACCGCGCCGGCUUCUCGCCACCGGGCAACGCCGGCUCGUUCGCUGCCAUGAUGGCCGCGCAGGCUGGCGCACAGGUGCUGUCCAACGGCAGCGCCAUCCACCCGUCGUCGUCGCCGCCCACUUCGUUUUCGCCUCCUCGCGCACGUGCGCAGUCGCAGUCGGUGCCGCUGUCGGCGCCGCGUCUUCUGACGCCGUUCGACACGGGCGACAUCAAGAUCCUGCUGCUGGAGAACGUGUCGCAGGGCGCGGUCAAGAUGCUCAAGGAGCAGGGCUACCAGGUGGACUUCCACACCAAGGCGUGGAGCGAGGAGGAGCUCAUCCAGAACAUCGGCCAGUACCACGCCAUAGGCAUCCGCAGCAAGACCAAGCUGACGUCCAAGGUGUUCCGUGCGGCGCACAAGCUGCUCGUCGUGGGUUGCUUCUGCAUCGGCACCAACCAGGUGGACCUCGAGUCGGCGGCCAAGGCGGGUGUGGCGGUGUUCAACUCGCCGUUUGCCAACUCGCGCUCCGUGGCCGAGCUGGUGAUUGGCGAGAUGAUCGGCCUGUCGCGUCAGCUGGGCGACCGCGCGAACGAGAUGCGCCAGGGCACGUGGAACAAGGUGUCCAAGGGAUGCUACGAGGUGCGUGGCAAGAUCCUCGGCAUCGUCGGCUACGGCCACAUUGGCUCGCAGCUGUCGGUGCUGGCCGAGGCGAUGGGCAUGCACGUCAUCUACUACGACGUGGUGCCGCUCAUGCCGCUCGGCUCGGCCAAGCAGGUGCCUACGCUCAACGAGCUGCUGGGCACGGCGGACUUUGUGUCGCUGCACGUGCCCGAGCUGGCCGAGACCAAGAACAUGAUCCGCGCCGAGCAGAUCAAGGCGAUGAAGAAGGGCGCCUACCUGAUCAACAACGCGCGUGGCACCGUGGUGGACAUUCCGGCGCUCGUCGAAGGGCUCAAGUCGGGCCAUCUGGCGGGUGCGGCGGUGGAUGUGUUCCCCAAGGAGCCUGCGGCGUCGGGACCGGGCACGUUUUCGGACGAGCUCAAUAGCUGGGCUUCGGAGCUGUGCAAGCUGCCCAACGUGAUGCUCACGCCGCACAUUGGAGGCAGCACGGAGGAGGCGCAGCGCAUGAUUGGCAUCGAGGUGUCGGAUGCGCUGAUCCGCUACAUGAACUUUGGCGGUUCGGUGGGUGCGGUCAACUUCCCCGAGGUGGAUCUGCGUGCGAUCACCGAGGCGGACUCGCGGGUGAUCCGUAUCUGCUACGUGCAUCAGAACCAGCCCGGUUCGCUGCGCGCAGUCAACGAGAUCCUGGGCUCGUUCAACGUGGACAAGCAGCACUCGGACUCGCACAAGGACGUGGCGUACCUCAUGGCGGAUAUCUCGGGCGUGUCCGAGAACGAUGUGCGCGAGAUCUACGACCGCAUCUCCAAGACCAACGCCAACAUCCUUACGCGUCUGCUGUCGUAA
Messenger RNA from Moesziomyces antarcticus, 1473 nucleotides. Its product is annotated as d-3-phosphoglycerate dehydrogenase. The transcript has a single exon. Bases 1 to 1473 code for a protein of 490 amino acids. The record is from RefSeq and is a predicted model, not a curated record. Gene Ontology annotation, molecular function: NAD binding; oxidoreductase activity, acting on the CH-OH group of donors, NAD or NADP as acceptor. Lineage: Eukaryota; Fungi; Basidiomycota; Ustilaginomycetes; Ustilaginales; Ustilaginaceae.